Molecule: messenger RNA, 2875 nt
Organism: Sycon ciliatum
Lineage: Eukaryota; Metazoa; Porifera; Calcarea; Leucosolenida; Sycettidae
Product: integrator complex subunit 9-like
Exons: 24
Coding region: 404-2428 (674 amino acids)
Biological process (GO): snRNA 3'-end processing
Cellular component (GO): integrator complex
Source: RefSeq, a predicted model, not a curated record
GUUAUUUGGUGUGUAGCGAGUGUGGCUUAUCGCUGUGCGAGAAUGCUUCAAAUGCUUGCACGGAAAUGUGAGCUAAAUUGUUUCUCGUUUGAAUCGCGACAUAAUUAUCACCCUGAUUCGUAUCGCCUAUUUUCAGUUCCUUCUUCUCUCUCGUCCGUUUUGCUCUUACAUCAGUUACUCCAACCCUGGCCAGCUGGCUGUUUAGAACUAACAAGAUUCGACUGCCUUUUGCAUCUUUGAAAAAAAGAAAUUGGUCUCUCAAGAACAUUUUGUAGAAAGUAUUGUCGUUUUAUACUACUCGCCCAGAGAUAUCAAGCAAGAACUAUUGCCUAUUGGUUGGUUGGAGCAUCUUAGUGAGAUUAAUUUCGUCUGGUGUGCGUGAGCGCCGUAACUCUCAGGCAACAUGGACUUGUGUUGCCUUGGUGAUUUUCGAACAGCACCAAGUUACGCACUGCGAUUGGCAGGUGUAACAGUGCUGCUGGACUGCGGCCUGGAUACUUCUCCUUUGUCACACUUCGCUCCUAGGUCAGCUGUGGAAGUGCCAGUCUUGAAAACACCAGGUUCGAAAGAGCUAUGCUCGUCCGCUGGUCAGACUGCUGACUUGUCAAGCACAAGCGGCAGCUCCUACGUUUGUCCACCUGUGCUGGACUUCUUCGAUCCUUCCAGUUUUGAUGCGGUGCUACUCUCGAACUGCUCGUAUCUGCUCGCUCUACCGUAUCUAGUCAAGAAUGAGAAAUUCCGUGGGCGAGUACUCGCUACGCAGCCCACCCUCCAACUCGGCCGGCUAAUGAUGGAAGAAUUGGCACAAUAUGCAGAAGGAACAGGUGACAACUCACCCGAGAUGACUACACGUUUACAGCAUCUUCCACCUGAGGUACAGGAUGCUAUACGAACGGGGAAAUUCCAGCACUUAUACACGAUGGAGGAGAUUGCUGACGCCGUGCAGCGUGUGGAGCUGGUGUCCUAUGGUCAAGCUGUGGAUUUGUUCGGUCUUCUUGAAGUUACUCCCCACAGCUCCGGUUCCAGCCUGGGUAGCUGUAAUUGGUUGCUGCAAACUCCCUUCGACAAGUUUGUGUAUCUCAGCGCCUCCUCUCAGCUAACAACACAUCCCCAGGCGCUUCAUCAGGCGGCUCUUCACAAUGCGGAUGUGUUGCUGCUGUCCGGGCUGAGCUUGGCACCCACUUUCAAUCCCGAUAACAUGCUUGUAGCCAUGUGUGAAGCCAUGGCCUCUACUCUACGUGCUGACGGCAAUGUCCUCUUUCCUGUGUUUCCAACGGGUGUCGUCUACGAUAUACUGGAAUGCCUACUGUCGUACAUGGACAACCCCGGCCUGCACACCGUCCCCAUCUUUUUCAUCUCACCUGUGGCAGAUGCCUCUCUAGCGUUUUCCAACAUCUUUGGAGAGUGGGCAAGUACAAACAAGCAGAACAAGCUGUACCAGCCUGAGCCACCGUUUCCGCACACCGAGUUGAUCAAAAUGGGGCGUCUCAAGUUUUUCCCCAACAUACAUGAUACUGCAUUCAACAAUGCAUUCCGUAGUCCCUGCGUUGUUUUGGCUGGUCAUCCGUCACUGCGUCUGGGUGACGCUGUCCAUUUCAUGAAGCUUUGGGGAGGAAAUCGACGCAACACAGUUAUCCUGACAGAGGCGGGAUAUGCCAGUCCAGCUACUUUAGCCCCGUUUCAGCCACUAGCAAUGAAGGCUCUGUAUAACCCCAUUGACACUCGGCUCAACUUCCCACAGGCCAAUCGAAUGCUGCAAGAACUCAAGCCUGCUCAAGUUGUCGCUGCUGAUGCAUUACUACAGCCACCGCCAACUAUGCCGCAGCGCUCAGAUCUGUGCUUAGACAAGACUGCCGUCAAGUGCACUGGUCUGUCUGAUGGUGAGGUCAUUACUCUCCCACUACAGUCAGUCUAUCAGCGUGCCAUGCUGUCUCUGGAGGUUGCCGGCAGUCUGGACUUCGCAGAGUGCCGGCCGUCCGUGUUUGCUGCAUCGCUCUCAGCCUGCGUCAUGACGGAGAACAACCAACACCAGGUCGUCAAGCCGGGUGAUGAGCGUCCGUGGCAGGGCCUGGUUGCUGAAGUCAAGAAGCAAGCGACGACAAGCGCCGAUGGCAAUGCUGCUGCAGACCAUUCCAAGAUGGAGGUGGUGGAGGAUACUAAGCCGACCAGCACAUCUGGCAAGAGAGCCUGGGCGAAUAGCAUUGCAAUUGAGCCGCUUCGGGAAGCUCUGGCACGGCGUGGAUUUCACCAGCAGGUUUUCAAAACCACGCCCAAUGGCUAUCUACUUACUUUGUUACAAGAUCAGCACGAUAUUGCUACAGUAACUCUGGAGGACGGUGCCACACAUGUCACCAACCUGGACGCUUCCAGCGAUGCUCCAUUGGCAGUAAUCCACGAGGCACUUUGUGAGCAGAUUCGUAUGUUCUAGCUAGCUUUUGGACUUUGUAGUGUCUGUUUUGAGAAAUUGUUGCUGUGCCCCUUCUUAUAACAAACUCACAACUCAUGCCUCAGUGUAUAUUUUUGUAAAACACGAUUUUAUUUGAGUACCUUCAUUAAUGUACAUAGUAAAUGUCGGUCACCUGAAAUCUUAUCCAGCUCUUCUCACGUAUGGCGUGGAAGGGACUACUAGCUACAUAAUAAUGAGUGUGGUGGAACAGUGGGUUUUAGCGUUGAGAUGGCUUUACAUGUACGAAGACCUGAAAUUUCUAGUGAAUGAAUUGUUGAUGUAUGAAGAACUGAAAUUUCUAGUGAAUGAAUUGUUGACAUUGGAAUUUCAGGUAGUGUGCAGUUGCUAGAAUAGUGUGGAAUGGUCAGGAAUAAUAGUCUUCUUGCUUAUUAUUACAGAGUGUCUGAAUGGAAAUAGUACUUAGCAGUA